AGCUGCGGGCGCCUGCGCAGUGGGGAGGGCGGCGGGCGCGUUGAGGGGCUGCCAGUGGUCUCUCGAGUGGGCUGGAGCGUGGCCGCGGCUGCUGUCUCCGGACGGCCGCACCAUGGCGGAGGAGGAGCUCGAGGCGCUGAGGAAGCACAGGCUGGCCGAGCUGCAGGCGAAGCACGGGGACCCUGGCGAUGUAGCACAACAGGAAGCAAAGCAAAGGGAAGCAGAAAUGAGGAACAGUAUCUUAGCCCAAGUUCUGGAUCAGUCAGCCCGGGCCCGAUUAAGUAACUUAGCACUUGUAAAGCCUGAGAAAACUAAAGCAGUAGAGAAUUACCUUAUACAGAUGGCACGGUAUGGACAACUAAGUGGGAAGGUAUCAGAACAAGGCUUAAUAGAAAUCCUCGAAAAAGUAAGCCAACAAACAGAAAAGAAAACAACAGUUAAAUUCAGCAGAAGAAAAGUAAUGGACUCUGAUGAAGAUGACGAUUAUUGAAUUUAAGACGUCUAGAGACUGGAACUUAAUGGAGCAAUUCUAGGACAGAUAACACUUGGCUGAAGUUUAAGAUCUUGAUGGGAUGUUUACUUUGUUUACUGUCUAUAUGCCUUUUAAAAAUAAACUUGUUAUGCAAAAUAAA
Mesoplodon densirostris (Blainville's beaked whale) is the source of this 632-nucleotide messenger RNA. RefSeq names its product programmed cell death 5 (gene PDCD5). The record is from RefSeq and is a predicted model, not a curated record. Gene Ontology annotation, molecular function: DNA binding. Gene Ontology annotation, cellular component: cytosol; nucleus. NCBI's taxonomy places the organism in Eukaryota, Metazoa, Chordata, Mammalia, Artiodactyla, Ziphiidae. Bases 113 to 490 code for a protein of 125 amino acids. The transcript is spliced from 6 exons.